This is a messenger RNA of Benincasa hispida (wax gourd), 1426 nucleotides long. The record is from RefSeq and is a predicted model, not a curated record. NCBI's taxonomy places the organism in Eukaryota, Viridiplantae, Streptophyta, Magnoliopsida, Cucurbitales, Cucurbitaceae.
CAACCCAAUUUUUCAUAAUAUUUUGAUUUGUUUUUUGAAGUAUAAAAACUCAACACUGAACGCACAAUUUUUCAUAAUAAAUUGAAAUCCCAAGUUUCAAACCCACUAUUUUAUUCCCCUUCGUUCUUCACAGUUCACCUCCUCCUUUUAACAACAUUAUUUUGGGUGAGAUCGAAGCGUGGGAUGUCAAAAACUGAUCGAGAGAACCUAGGUUGAUUUUCUCCACACUUUUCAACUUCUUUGUUCUUUGCUCUGUUCCAAUUGCAAUCUUAACAUUUUCAAUUUCUCAUUUAAUUUGCUGCAACCUUUCUAUUUGUGUUUUCUUCACCCCAAAUUGGUCUUCAAGAAUUGGUCUCUGGUUCUUACUUUUAUGGCGAUCCCACUCUCUGGGCCCCCAUAGUUCGAUCUUCAAGGGACCAAAAAAGGUAAUUUUCCAAGAGAUAUAUAAUGGAAGAUCUGUGUAGUGUGAGUAGUCCUAGAAGAAUACUGAGUGUAUCAAAAAGAAGAAGAGCUGCAGAUGAGAAAGCUGCUGGGUUUGGGUUAUCGGGAGACCAUGGCCCAAAACCUUCUGAAGUUUAUGGCUUUAUCGGAUCCAUCUCAACUGUAGUUGCUACAGUUAUAUACUUGAUCUGGGCAUAUCUUCCAGACUCGUGUCUACAUUCAAUUGGAAUCUAUUACUAUCCAAACAGGUACUGGGCUCUGGCGGUGCCAGUGUUUGUAAUGGUUUCUAUAGCAUUAGCCUUGCUGUUCUACAUUGGUCUUAACUUUUUGUCAACUCCACCCCCAACUUCCUUCCAUAUUAUCUUUGAUGAGUUCAGUAAAGAGCCAUGUAUCUCUGCUUGUUCAGAACAAGAUCAGCCUAUUGAACCGAUAUCCGAUAUUGGCAUCAACAGAAUCAACAAGCUUAUGUUCAAUAAUAAGAAAUGAUAAAUAGGUACAUAAUUGGCAACUCUUGAAAGAAAAUCCCACAGCAUGUGGCUGAGAAAAAAGAAAAAUAGAGUUGCACAUAAAUAUUGCUACAAUGUCCAUAUUAGUUCCUCGAGUAAAGGGGGCGAGUAAUGGCAGUUGUGACUUCCUGACUUGAACCUUUAAUCUGAAGGGAUAACGGAAUAUCACACAACAUGAUUUCACCAAUGUUUCAUGUUUGGGAUCUUCCAACAUCCAUUGAGCAAUGUUGUAGUGGUAGGUUGAAAUUCUGGUUUUGCCAUCAGAGUGCAGUUUUUCGGAGGCUAUGAGGUCAGAAGUUUCCAUUGAUGGCAUGUUUCCCCGGUCGUCUUUGAUUUGGGACAUCUAAGAAACGAGCAUUUCAUGUACUUUUUCUUUCAACUGCAUAUGUUGCAAGGAAAUUGGUAUCAGAAUCAAAGUUCUUAGAAUAUUUUUGUGAACCAAUUCAUAUUAUCUGAGAUACUUUAGAACUCUUUUUUUU